AUGACUGGUUUCUGGCUGCUGCUGCUGUUUGUCGCCAGCGCAGUCCUGGUUCUUCAUGCGUGGAGAGCUCGAAGCAUCGUCAACAAGGCAGCGCCGACGUACCCGCCGGGGCUGGAGCCAUACCCGCUGAUCGGGCACCUCCCACAGUUCUUGGCUAACCGGCACCGCGUGCUGGAUUGGAUGACCGAGGCACUCGAGCGCCAGACCACGUGCACAUUCGUGCUGCGCCGGCCGGGCGGCGUGCGGGGCGCGAUCGCGGCGAGCCCUGCGAACGUGGAGCACGUCCUGCGCACCAGCUUCGACAACUACCCCAAGGGGCCCCGCGGACAGCGGAAGGUUGCCAGCCACGACGAGUUCACCACGCGCUCGCUCCGUGCCUUUGUGGCGCGCUGCGUGCACGCCGAGCUACACGGCCGCCUCCUCCCGCUGCUGCGGCGCGCCGCGGCGUCCGGCGCCCCCCUCGAUCUCCAGGACGCGCUCGAGCGGUUCGCGUUCGACAAUAUCUGUCGCGUCUCCUUCGACCACGACCCGCGCCAGCUCGCGGGCAAUGGCGACGACACGGCGGACUGCACCUUCGCCGAUGCGUUCCGUGACGCUGCGAAUCUCAGCGUCGGCCGGUUCCGGUACGCGGUCCCGGGGUUUUGGAAGAUCAAGAAAGCGCUAAACGUUGGUUCUGAGAAGCGGCUGCGGGAGUCCAUCGCGAUGGUGCACGACUUCGCCGAUCGCAUAAUCCAGUCGCGCCGGGAGGAGAUGCUGAGAACCGGUUUUGACAAGCACGACCUCCUGUCGCGGUUCAUGGCGAGCCAGGACGAGACCUACUCCGAGUCCAAGGUGCCCCUCCGCGACGUGGUGAUCAGCUUCCUACUGGCGGGGCGCGAGACCACGUCCUCGGCGCUCACCUGGUUCUUCUGGCUGCUGUCCUCGCGGCCUGACGUGCAGCGCCGCCGCAUCCGCGACGAGGUCGCUGCUGUGCGCGCCCGGCGGGCACAGGGCGACGUCGAUAACGUCAUCGGUUUCGACCUGGACGAGCUCCGCGACAUGCACUACGAGCGUGAUUGGUUGCUCCGCCAUUGGUGA
This is a messenger RNA of Miscanthus lutarioriparius, 1077 nucleotides long. The record is from the annotation of a GenBank genome assembly. NCBI's taxonomy places the organism in Eukaryota, Viridiplantae, Streptophyta, Magnoliopsida, Poales, Poaceae.